Molecule: messenger RNA, 2456 nt
Organism: Anoplopoma fimbria (sablefish)
Lineage: Eukaryota; Metazoa; Chordata; Actinopteri; Perciformes; Anoplopomatidae
Gene: bach2a
Product: BTB and CNC homology 1, basic leucine zipper transcription factor 2a
Exons: 5
Coding region: 144-2456 (770 amino acids)
Biological process (GO): regulation of transcription by RNA polymerase II
Molecular function (GO): DNA-binding transcription factor activity, RNA polymerase II-specific; RNA polymerase II cis-regulatory region sequence-specific DNA binding; protein binding
Source: RefSeq, a predicted model, not a curated record
UCCGUUAGCAGCAGCGCGUCUGGCUGUCGCGGGGCUGCGGAAUUAACACAGAAGGAAACAAUGCGGACCCACGCGCGCUGCUGAGGAGCCGAACACAAGACGAGCAGGAACCCAAACAGAAAACCGGGGCGCCAGAGAGCGUGAUGUCGUCAGGCGAGGAGCGGGAUGGUGAGGCGGCAGCGCCCGUGUACGUGUACGAGUCCAAGGUCCACUGUGCCAACGUGCUGUUGAGCCUGGAGGAGCAGCGGCGGCAGGGCAUCCUGUGCGACGUGACCGUGCUGGUGGAGGGCAGGGAGGUGCGCGCCCACAGGGCCGUCCUCGCCGCCAGCAGCCGCUACUUCCUGCAGGCCCUGCUGGGUCACAACGGGUCGCCAGGCGAAGCAGAGUCCAUCAUUAACCUGCCAGACAAGGUGACAGCUAAGGGUUUCGCUCCACUGCUCCAGUUUGCCUACACAGCCAAGCUGGUUUUAAGUCGGGAAAACAUCCAUGAGGUCAUCCUGUGCGCUGACUUCCUGGGCGUCCACAACUUGGAGGACUCUUGUUUUCGGUUUCUUCGGGCCCAAUUACAGAACGACAGCCAACGCGCCAGUAAUGGCAAGGUGGAAUAUGACGAUGACAUCACUGCUGAGGAUGCCAGCUUUUCUGAGGCAAUAUCCUCGGAUGAUUCUGCAGAGACGAGGCAGCAGACCAACCGCGUAGCAAGCACUGCCUCGCUUCCCACUGACCUUUCGCAGUGUCCUAAAUACAGGAAGUAUCAGUACCAGAUCUGCAAUGACAAGCACAACGGAGAAGACCAUCAUAGCAGUGAUGAUGUCAUCUUGGCCACCCAUACCUCAGUCAGCCCCGUGAGCUCACAGCUCAGAGACAGAAGUGGUGCUCCACAAUCUCUUCUUACACCCUCCAGGAUCAAAGAGGAACCAUUUAUGUUCGAGGAAGAAGGAGAUGAAAGGAGUGGUUGCAACCCAGAAUCGUGUACCGAGGAGGUACUGGAGAUGGAGCUUGAGGUAGAAGGAGUUCCAGUAGCAGCCGAGCACUCUCCGAGCGGAGGGUCACCCUCUUCCUGCCUGCGCUCCUAUCUCCAGAGAGGCGGCCUAGAUCUGGGCAGCGUGCCCAGCACCACCAUCCAGCAGCUCCUUACCAACAGACUGUCCCUCAACCACUACAGGGAACUGGUCAAAGACAGGCAGAGGGAUAAGAGAGAAUCUCUGGGUCGAGUGGUCCUCAAGACCGGCGUUGCAGAUGUCAUACCAACAGCGCUUACUGGCAAGAACAUGGAAAGGCCAGUGUCCAAAGCAUCCUCCUCUAAAAAUGAGGGGGAGCUAGACAGAGCCAGCGUCAUUUUCUCCUCAGCAGCUGGCGAACAACAAAUGUUGGCCCAUUCGUACAUGGAUGAUAAAUUCAGAGAAAAGGUCUCAACCCUGAUGCAGGUAGAAGCUCCGUCUUCUGGUCGGUCAUUCCUCACCAGCAGCUGCCCUGUUCCCAUCAAGACAUCAGCCCACUCCCCUACCCCUUCUGAGCCCCGUACCCAAACCUCCAGCUCCCGCUCCUCCUUCUCCUACCCGGAGGACGCAGGCAGCGGCAGCUCGCCUUUCAACCUUCCACAGUUUGACUUCUCCUCGUCCCCACACUCAGGCUCCACCUCUGGACUUCCUCACUGCCUGGCUGGGGUAGUGGAGCAGAGGAACCCCCUCAGUGGAGAGCUGCUCUUCUCUCAGGGUUGCACCAAUAUCAAAAGUGAACAGGGAUUUGGUGCAAGUGGUGGCAACUCCAGCGACGAAUCCGGCUCUUUCUCAGAGGGAGACAGCGAAAGCGGCGUCUCCAGAAUCUCUGGCCCCGAGGUGAAGCUGCCCUUCCCCGUGGACCACAUCACCAACCUGCCACGCAACGACUUCCAAAUCCUCGUCAAGAUGCACAAGCUGAACUCUGAGCAGCUGGAGUUCAUCCACGACAUCCGCCGCCGCAGCAAGAACCGCAUCGCCGCCCAGCGCUGUCGCAAGAGGAAGCUGGACUGCAUCCAGAACCUGCAGGGCGAGAUCCGCAAACUGGUGUGCGAGAAGGACAAGCUGCUGAGCGAGCGGAACCAGCUGAAGGUGUGCAUGUCGGAGCUGUGGCAGAACCUCUCCUUCCUCUCCCAGCAAGUGUGCAGGGAGGUGCCACCUCCCGUCUCCGCCAGCAUCGACCUUACAUCCAACCCGCCGUCGCCUUUUUCAGACGAGGGCUCACCCCCGCCCAGGUCACCCGCGUCACCACGAGGUGAUGCGGCGUGUCUGUCCGACAUGGGGGGUCCCAGUCAGGGGGGACUGGAGGAGUCCGAUCUGGGGCAGGAGAACCCAGAUGGUCCACUGGUGCUGGGGUCCACAGAGGAGGUAUGUAGCCCGACCGUAACGGUGGAUUUCUGUCAGGAAAUGACUGAGAAAUGUACAACGGAGGAACAGAAGAGACAGAACUGUACUUAG